UUAAUUAAUGUUAAAUAAUUAAUAAUCACCUACCUAGCUACCCAACACCUAUCUGGCUAAGGUGCGGGUGGGCCGCGUUAAAACGUGUUCGGGUGCAAGGUGCCAAUGUGUGUUUCACGUUAGUCAGACGUCGUCACCAUCAGCCAGCCAUUGAAGCUGUCUAUCGCACGGACGGACAGACAGAGAGACAGCGACUCGAUGAGUGAAUGAUAAUUUCUUGUUCUGUGUCUUUGUGCUGCAUGCAACACAUUGCUUUGCAUAAUUCACAUUCGUUUUUAAUGCGCGAUAUUUGCGUUUUUUGCCUUUUUAUUCUCUGUUUUCACUAAUUACAAUUGUGUGCUACGCUAUUCCAUGGAAUAUUAAAUGAAGUCGCAAAUAUCUCAAUGAAUCUUCGUCUUUUGUGAAUGCUGCUGCUACACUAACUCACAGCCAUGCCCAACCUUAUGAUUUGGAGGCUGUAUUAGGCUGAAACAAGGCCAAUAACAAUACAUCGCAGAGAUUCAAUCAAGGCUCAAGUUCAAUUCGAAGACUUUACAUCACAACACUGACUCUGCAAGGCUGAGAAGUGAAAAACAAAAAGAAGUGGCAAGGACCUUGCAAUUGUCGCUUGCUGCUGAAAGCAAACAAAAAAAACCAACGAAGACGACCAAGACGAAGGGCGACAAUGAUGAUGAGGAGGCUGCUGUUAUAAGACAAAAUUAAAACAAAACUCAAAACAGGAUAGAGGGCAAGCUCCUUUCCUUAGACGAGCCUUCAUUCAGCCAUCCAUCCAUCGCAACCCAUCAUAGCACAUUCCACAGAACACCACCACGUGAUUUCUUUCGGUUCUGUUUCCUACACACUUACUUUUUGACAACAAAACGUAAAUCGUCUUUGAAAACGUAAAACGGCAACAGGAAUAAAAAAAAACAUAAAACAACGGCUGAAUAACCUUCAAAAUAUUUAAAAACUCACGUGAGUCGCUGAGUUUGUGUGCGUUGGUGUAGGUGUAGGUGAGUGUCGGUGUGUGUCUGCACCUUCUAUGUCUGUCUAGCAAGGCAACAGACAUUCGAAGGACAAAGGACGCUAAACACAAAAGAGAAGAGACACAGCAAGUGAGGGAGAGAGAGAGAGAGAGAGAGCAGCGGCGACCAUAACACUGUCUGCUAGAUGUUGAAGGAAUCAGAGGAAAUCAUUAAAAGGCGUAAACUGUCGUUAACGGCAGAUACUGCAACAAUUGCCGGUUUAGUCGGCGACUUGAACGCCACCAAUAUCCCGCCAGGAACACCACCCACUCCUCCAUUGCCAUUGAAUAUGGCCAUGGAUAUGGAAUCGUCCACAGAGGCUUUAGCUUUAACCACCACAACACCAAGAACGCCAGUCUCAGCCUCAAUGCCGGCUACCACCACAGAAGCCAAGAGUAGCCCCAGUGUGACCGAGUCGGCCGCCCUGACAACCAAUCAAAUGGUCAAUGCUUUGUUGGCCAACAAUGUUACCACCACAGCGACCACUUCCAUACCCGACCACUACAGUCUGAGAUGGAACAAUCACCAGAAUCAUUUGAUGCGAGCCUUCGAUGCACUGCUGCAGUCCAAGGCUUUGGUCGAUGUUACCCUGGUGUGUGCGGAGACCAGCCUAAGGGCCCACAAAAUGGUGCUCUCAGCCUGUUCGCCUUUCUUUCAGAGGGUAUUCGCGGACACUCCUUGCAAACAUCCCGUCAUUGUGCUCAAGGAUUUUCGCGGCUGGGUCAUACAGGCCAUCAUUGACUUUAUGUACCGCGGUGAGAUCAGUGUGCCCCAGGAACGAUUGCAGACCCUGAUUCAGGCCGGUGAGUCACUACAGAUACGAGGCCUGGUGGAGAGCUCCAUACCCGAACACACUCCCACACCAGCAGCCUCACCUGAUGAUUUCGGCAUGUUGGACACCUCUCUGCUUUCACCUGAAAUUGAAAGAUGUUCCAGCUUUGAUGAGGAGUCCCCAUCCAUGGUCACAGCUGGAGCGAAAAUAAUUCUGCCCUCAAGAUUGUUUGGCGCCUCGUAUCGGCGCGAAAAGGAAAGAAAACGAGAUCGUGAUUUGGAACACGAUUUGGAGAGUGAUCAGGAACAUCUCAAUGACUCCAUGACCCACAAUGACCUAUGCACCUCACCCAUGCCCAGAAGAAAGCAGGCCAGACCCCGCAGAAGGUCAGGAGAAUUGACGCAUGACAUGAUCAACAAACCCUCCACACCCCAACCUCCCAUGGAUUGCUCUCAGGCCAGCGAUCAUAAACAACAACAGCAACUGCCGCAAGAAAAAACCGAAGUCAACGAAAAAUCGGAAGACAAAGAAGAGCCCGAUCCUCUAAAAACUGUGAUCAAAUCUGAAUUAGCCGAACCCUUGGAAGAUGAUGAUUCCCAUGCCGGCGAACAGGACAGUGGCAAUGAUAGCCACGACCAUGCGGAAGAUCUCAAUGACAAACCGCACGGGGACAACAAUCUCUCCUACGAAGAGAUGGAGCGCAAUCAUCGAACCUCAGCUCCAUUGGCUGAGACCGAAGACCUGGACGAAGAUGACGAGGAGCGCGAAGAGGAACCUGAAGACAUUGAGGAGCUCAUCCAUACCACCAAUGAAUUGAAUAGACGACGAAAAUCCGCCUUAUCCAUGAACUCAGACGGUCCCGAGGACUUGUGUACAACGAAGAAAGACAACGAUACGAGUGGCCACCAUUCCGCCUCCGACAAUGAGGACUCGCCCAACAAUAACAACAACAACAAUAGCUCCAAAUUGAACAACAACAAUCGCAUAGUGCUAUCCCUAAAGGAUAUCCGUCAGCUGAACAAGCCGACCGCGUCAACACCCAACUCCUCAGCGAACAGCAUGAACCCUUUUUCCACGGCCAGCCUCAGAGACUUGCGAUUGGAUCGCAACUCCAUGGAGAAUCAAUGCAAAAUGGAAGCCUUGGAGGCACAAAUGCAAGCGGCAGCGGCCUGCGCCGCAGCAGCCGCCGCAAAUGGUGAAAAUCCCUUUCAGCACAUGGAACACCAAAUGGAUCUGUCCUUGGCUGCAGCGGCUGCGGCAGCCGCUGUAUCCCACCAACAAUCCCGCGAACGAGAUCAGGCACUGCACAGAGAGCAACAACGAGAAAUGCAGCAGCAGCACAAUGCCUACGCCAACAGUAUCCUGGGACAAAUGGGUAUGCCGGGUAUGCCUCCUUUUUGUGGAGGCCCCGGAGCGCCGCCCUCUGGUGGCCCAGGGGGGCCUUCAGCUCAUGAACGUCUUGAGGAGAGCAUGAAUCGCCUGAGCAAAGAGUUCACCCCCACCUCGCCAAUGAGUCUGCCGCCGCACUACAACCCCCAGGAUGGACCACCACAUCCACCGUCGCCGUUACCCUUCCCUGGUAUGUCAUCAGCUUUGGCUUUAACGCCACCGCACAUGUUUGGAUUGGAUUCCCCAUUGGGAUUAUUCCCUCCCGGCAUUGAUCCUGGUAAACUUUAUAACCCGCUAAUGGAGAUGUCCGACCCCAGAGGAUUACCCGGCGAAACUCCACCAUUUCUGAAAAAGAAAAUGCCUCGUCCCAAAGGUCAGCACUCAGCUCCUCGGGGUGGCCCACCCCGUUCGUGGACGAAUGCAGAGCUAACCGAGGCUUUGCAGCAUGUUUGGAACAAGAAAAUGACCACCUCCCAGGCAUCCCGCAUCUUUGGCAUACCCUACAACUCCUUGCUGAUGUAUGUGCGUGGUAAAUAUGGCAAAAGUCUGAAGCUGGAGCAGCUGCGCAAAGACUGCAUAAGUGGACCACCUUUGGAGUUGCUGCAAAUGGGCGUCAAUUCCUCCUCGUCGAAUUCAAGUAGCAAGAAUUCGGGAGAGACCAGAGAACAGAAGGAGGCACGCAAGGAGGCCCAACGCAACAACUCGGCGGGAGCAAAUGACAUGGACAUGGUGUGUGGACCCAUGACUGGCUCUGGGCCCCGCAGCUCCAGCUCAGAGCCGGAUUUGCUGGGGGGACCCAACGCCCUCUUCAAUCCCUUCAACCCCCAAGGCUUUUAUCCAGACUUUCCGGGCGGUUUCCCCGGCCUACCCUUGAGCAUGCUAAAUCUAUUGCCCCCCUCGGAAAGACAACAUGCUGCGGCUGCCGCUGCGGCCAUGCAUCAUUCCAUGGUCAUGGAUGAAGAUUGCAAAUCGGAUCGCUCCAAACAGUCCUCCUCCAUGGACGAUGAGUUCUCCAUUAGUCGAGAGGAGAGACUGCGUCACAAUGAACUCAUGCAAGCCGCCAACACCUCCGCCUCCUCACUCUCCCAGCAAAAUGGGGCGGUGCAAGAUUGAAAUUUGUGGCGGGAUUGGGCUAAUAACCCAUUGCUAUUCCCGCCGCCCGAGAAUAAUGGUUUUGACCUAGCCACACAUAGCCAGUCCCAACUACCGCCUCCAGCAGCUCCACCACCACCACCAACGGCCAAUCAUCACUCGGAGCUGCUUGGUGGGGGAGAGGAGGAUAAGGACCACUUUCGUCCACACAUCUUCAAGGAAUUCAAUCAGAAUUUGUACAUGGCCCGCAAGAAGCUGCGACGUUAUCGCAAAAAACACUUGAAGCUGCACGAUGUGAGUGCCAGCCAGCAUGAGGAGACUUUCGCAAGAGGCCAUGUGGAUAGUUUUAUGGGAAUGCAGCCGCCAUUGAAUGCAGCCCCAGCAGUGGUGAGGACUUAAGACAGGUGUCACCAAAUAACCAAUUUAGCAAAAAUCAACAACAACAAUAACUGUGACUUAAUGUGUAAUUAAUUUGCAAUAUUUUUAACCCUCCCCCCUCUUCCCCUCUUUCCACUUAAAUGUAAAUUUUAGUAGUGUUUUUUUUUUAAAUAAGAAUGCGGCAUACGCCACACCACAAGCAAAGACAAAUAAUAUUUAUGUAUGUAUGUAUGUGUAAAAUUAUAUUUUCUUCCAUUUUCGAGCAACGAUAUUCUUAAA
This is a messenger RNA of Stomoxys calcitrans (stable fly), 4914 nucleotides long. It is a transcript of the gene lov, whose product is annotated as protein jim lovell. Gene Ontology annotation, biological process: regulation of transcription by RNA polymerase II. The record is from RefSeq and is a predicted model, not a curated record. The transcript has 4 exons. Gene Ontology annotation, cellular component: nucleus. Gene Ontology annotation, molecular function: protein binding; DNA binding. The coding region runs from base 1150 to 4278 and encodes 1042 amino acids. Lineage: Eukaryota; Metazoa; Arthropoda; Insecta; Diptera; Muscidae.